Lactuca saligna is the source of this 1970-nucleotide messenger RNA. Lineage: Eukaryota; Viridiplantae; Streptophyta; Magnoliopsida; Asterales; Asteraceae. The record is from the annotation of a GenBank genome assembly.
AUGGAUAAAAAGAAAGUUGUGGCAGCCGUGGGAGAUGAGAACGCCUUAUUUUUGUUAGGAAAUCAUACAAACCAUGAAUCUGAUGAGAUGGAAACCGAUGAAACUAGAAUAGAGACUCAAAAUAACGAUACUGUAACCUGCAUAUCAGACGACAGGGAUGAUGAAAACGUGGUGUUCUCAAGAGAAUCAUCACCUCUCGUAAGUAAAUCCACCUUGCUCUCAACAGAUUCUGAAGCUAUAAAAUUUGAAAAAUGUUCACAAGAGAAGAAACUUAGUAGACAAGAUAGGAUUGAAUUGGGGCGAUUGUUUCAAGGUGCAGUGAGUUCCCAUGAUUGGGAACUUGCAGAAAGUUUGAUCUCUUUAGCAGAUCCACAAACACUUAACGAUGCUUUAUGCAUUUCACUGGAUUCAAUCUGGUUUUUGAGCACCCAUCAUGAACUCGAUGGAAUCACUGCUUUAAUCAAAACCAUAAUCUCCAAUGGUGCUUCUGAUUUCACAAGAGCAGCAUUAAGAACUUCCUUCUUAGCUUCAUGUGUUUCCGCCUGUCAAAGCCGCACUAUGAGCCUUGCAGAUACCGUAUCCGUAAUGGCAAAACGGUUACAUGAACGAUUACAGGAGUGUAAUGGGGAUGAAGUGUUAAAAGCCGAAGCUGGUGCUAAAGUCCAGAAGUUCACGGAAUGGGCUUUGAAAUGUAUAGGAUUCCAUUCCCGUUGUCAAGGGAAUAAAGACCGAGUGAAUCAGAAUUCCGCUGCUCAGGUUCAAUUACAGUUGUCAGCUUUCAAGACUUUCUUGGAUCUUGCUGGGAAUCAUUUAACAGGGAAGGAUUUCACAGAAGCUUUCGAUGCAGCUUGUUUUCCUCUUACUUUAUUUUCUAGUUCUUUUGAUCCUGGGUGGGCAUCAGGUAUGUCUGCAACUGCAAUUCAAGGGUUGUUGGCCAUGUUAGUAGAAGGUGGCGCCGAUAAUGUCAAUCAAUGCUUUCUAGAAGCUUCAAGAUUCGGAAGCACCGAGCUUGUUCGCAUCUUAUUGCAAAUUGCUCAAAGAAACAGCUUGGAUGUAGACGUUGAUUUAGCCCUAGGAUUCGCCUCCCACUACUCAAAAAUCUCCACCAUGGAAUGUCUAGUUGAAGAAGGAAACGCGAUGGCUUUCCUGGGCCCACUAAUGAGAGCUGCCGAACGUGGUUGCAUGCAGGUGGUCCAGUGGUUCGUGAAACGAGGCUGCCGGGACAUGGAACUGUGUCUAGCCCUAACCGCCGCCACCUCCUCCAGCCAAGUCGAAAUCGCCGCCUAUCUCCUCCCUCACGUCCCCCAACACGUCCUGGCGGCACUCAGCAUCGAAAUCCUCAAAGCCGCCGGAGAACGCUCCGGCGGCUCCCUCGAAGGUGUCGCCUUCCUCCUCCAAUCCAAUUUCCUCGGUGACCCUGCCGCCACGUACGCGGUGGCGGAUUCGAUUUUGCGGUCGGAUGACGACUCGGUGGCACCGGAGCUCCGGGAGUUUUUACAGGAGGAGUGGUCGGAGGCGGCGUUUUUCGCCGGAGUGAGCUCCGGCGAGGUUCAUUACUUUAAUUUUGUUAGUAUUUCAAAGUGGGGUGAGUCUCCGAUUAGUUUGAUGGAUUUACCGGGGCCUUUGAGGGUGGCGAUUGCGUAUUUACCGCUGUAUAGAGAGUGUGUGAAGGCGGGCGGUUGUUUGUUGUCGCAGCAGCUGAGGGGGCGGUUGGUGGAGGCGGUGAAGCGGUUGAGUGGGGUGGUGAUGGAGGAGGCGGGACAGGGGCGGGAGCUGUUAGGGAUCUUGGAGCAACACCUUCCUCCAUUUUUGUUGAAGGGAUGAUAAUGAUGAUGAUGAUGAUGAUGAUGAUGGUGGUGGUGGUGGUGGUGGUAAUGAUAUGAUAUGAUGAAAUGUGUUGUGUUUUAAGAAGUGAUGAAGGAAUUUUGGAUCUUUGUGGAUCCUGUUGAAUGAAUGAAUGAAUGAAUGAA